Messenger RNA from Brassica rapa (field mustard), 755 nucleotides. RefSeq lists its product as uncharacterized. The record is from RefSeq and is a predicted model, not a curated record. Lineage: Eukaryota; Viridiplantae; Streptophyta; Magnoliopsida; Brassicales; Brassicaceae.
UGUCAAGUAAACAUUGACGAGUCAUCGUCCCUAGUGACGCGGGAAAACUCGCUUGUAGCGGCGCGUGUCGCAGUAAACUUAUUAUUAGCUAUAAUAAUACUGUAAUAAACAACCGGGCCGCGACUUUGAGCUUCUGGGUCUUCGCAUCAAGUAAGGUUCUCAUCGCCACGAGGCCUUCGUCUUAGUCUUCGAGAAUAUCUCCAGGAUGCAGGAGUCCUAAAAAAAAACAAGUGCUCUUUCUUUUGAAUCAAAGCCUCACACAAGAAGAAGAAUGAGCUUUGCGUGCCUUGUGUGUCACAGUGUAGAGAGCCCGUCCCACUCCUUUAGAAGCUACUCCGUGUCUAGCUCAGACAACGAAGGAAGAUGCUCUGUGAUCGCGAGCUGCCUCACUAGGAAGUCACUUAUUCAAGCUGCAAGGUCCAACACUUUCCCUGCAUCAUCCUCAAAGGUAACCCCACAACCCAAUUUCCAGGCAGGCGAUCUGAUGAUUACACAAGGAGCCUCGCCACGGUUAGUGCGAAGCCGUGCAGGGAGAAAAGACUGGAACUUCAACGAAAUCGAGGCAGAGCUUUAAAAAACCAAAUCUGACUCUAUUCUCUUAUAGACUAGUGUUAGUUUGUUCAUCCUUCGGGUGAUCUUAGCAGUCUAUCUUUUGAGUUCUGUUCACACGAUCUUACAUUCAUCACUUGUCAAAUUUUGUACUCUUCUCACUACUUUAUAAACCAAUAAAUCUAUAAAAUUAUCUUUCACGUUUC